CCUCGCGCGCGCGCCUUCCUGGGCCUCCUAUUUGAUCGUUCCUUAACGAAACGAAUCGUUACACGCCCUAUUUAUUAUUAUUAUUAUUAUCAUUUUAACAUUUAUUCUCAUUAUUUUAAUCUAUAAACAAUACGCGAGUGUUUUUCAUGAUAUUCGUCAUCGAAUAUUUGUGCGUUUAUAGUAGUAGGUGUUGAAGGAUGAUAUAGUCACGGAUUUAUUACGAAAUAGAUAUAGAAAAUUAGAUAAAAAAAGGGGGGAAAAAGAAAAAAAAGAAAGAGGGAGAGGGAACACGCGUAUACACGCGGCCAUUUUAACUGCGCCGCGCGUUUAACCCACCGGGCCACCCAGUGUGUCGUCGUCGUCGUAGUCAUCGUCGUAGUCGUAGCUGUCGUCGUCAUAGAAGCGCGCGCGCUCUCAAAACCGUGCUGCCAUCGUGUUCGUUUAAGAACUCGACGUUUUUAUUAUACGCUUGCGCAAAAGCUAGUUGCGCACGCGCCAAAGAAUUCGCGCUAACGAUAACAGAAUGAAAUGCGAUCUGUUUGAAAAAAAAAAAAAAAUUCUUCCACACACAGACAGACAGAUGCACUAUUUUUUUGCUUACUCGAUUUUCAUGCAACGUGUUCAACAAUUUGACAUUUUACAGUUAGAUAUAUAUACAUAUGUAUAAACAUAAUAAUAUUGAUAAUAAAAUAGUAGUUUGAAUGCAAUAUUCAUUCGCUAGGAUGCGCAACGAUCGGCGGAAGUGCGAAAAAGAAACGUGCGUGCGUGCGUGCGUGCGUGCAUGCGUGCUUAAACCCGCGAGAAUCCGACGAACAAUCGUCAAGUAUCAUCGUCAAAGUUAGGAUGCAACGUCUCGCGUUCCUCUUUCAAUUUUUUAUCGAUAGAUUUCUAAAUAAAUGGUGUCUCUUCUAGCCCCCUCAUCCACCCAUAUCAAACUUUGACGAUAUUUUUUUUUUUUUUUUGGUAUCAUUACAAACUCAUACGAAAAGUGAGUGUGUCGGAAGAAAACGUGACGAAGACGUGACAGGGUGGUACUAGGGGGCUACGCGAUGAUAACCCGCGUGGAAAAGUCGUCCGCGGUUGUGGAGGAGUGCGUGGAAACGAGAGUAAGAAAGAAAGAAAGAAAGAAAGAAAGAAAGAAAUGUUGGCAGAACAACAUUGCGACAACGAACCCAAGUGGUGGAACGUGGGAAAGCCAACAUAAAAGGCAAGACAGAUGGUUGGCCGUAUUUUGGUGGAAAGCUUUCGAUCAGCUGUCAAUACAGAAACCAAGCUCCCGGUUGAAGAGUACAUGAAAUGUGUUCAUAAGAUAAGCGACGAUCCAGAAAUUGCAAUUCGUUUAGAUUUGGUGGAUCAAUUGCCAUACGCUGCCAUGAUCGUUCGUGAAGCUCCACAUUUAUUUGGUGAUGUUCUUCACAAUGGAAUCCUUAGUAUUAUCAAAAAAUUUCUACUCGAUGUCGACAGUCAAGUACGACAAUCUGCCCAAGAAGCUUUGUUAGUUUUGAUCAAACAUGGAAUGUUAGAAACGAAGAUUAUCGAGAAUGAAAUCUGUCCGAUAGUUGAAGAAUUAUCCCGAAUGACUGUCGAAUACUUGAAUUCCGGCAUUUCUCUCAUGAGUAAAAUGGCACUGCUUAUUGGUAAAGAGCUCACAGAAAAGGUCUUCUUGGAUAGAUACAUCGCUCUUUGCGAAGAUAAUAUAUUUCACGUUAGAAGAAUGUGCGUUUUACAUUUUGGAGAAAUGUGUACAGCGGUUGGAAAGAAAGCUCUACUUCAAAAAUUGUUUCCAGUAUUUGUCCAAUUGUGCCUGGACAGGGUUUGGGGUGUUAGAAAAGCUUGCGUCGACGUAAUGAUGCCAGUUUCCUGUUGCGUAUCUUUUCCUUAUCGUCAAAUAUUAUUGGCAGAUAUUUUAGCAACGCAUUUAAACGACGAUUCUAAAUGGGUACGAACCAGUGCCUUUCAAAUUCUUGGCCCUUUCAUAUCAACUUUUGCUAAACAAUUCACCAAUGUUACUUACAAUCAAGAUGGCGAAUUGGUAUUCACCAGUCAACAACAACAACAACAACAACAACAGGAUGACAAUUUCAAUGCCGAUAAAAAUAACAGUGGUACCGAACGGGAUCUUACGUCUAGCAUACGAUAUUCAUAUGAAGGAAUGUUUCCAACCAAAUGUGCGAUACGCAAUCAAACUUUCGAUUCGGAAGAUUACGACAUUAGAGAUGUAUUAGAUAUUAAUUGUUUGAAGGAAGUUUAUGAGCAAAGUCAAAAAAAUUCUAUGUUUAAUUAUCCUAUCAAAGCACACAAGGUGAAGACGCAAAAGAAACAAAUGACAGAAAAUGAACAAAGUGAAGCAGACGAAGUAGACAAAUUCAAUACGUUUCUUUAUUAUUAUAUACCACCAGAAAUACCUCUCGAUGAUCCCCUAGUCCUAGCCGCUAAAAAGUCUUCAGAAAAUAGUAAAGCGGCUAAUAAUAAUAAUAAUAAUACAAAUGUAGAAAAUAAAAAGGAUGAUAAUAAUACUGCCGAUGCAACGAAUAGUUCAACGAUAGACACAAGAAAAGAGGAAUGUUCGGAUAAAUGUAGUAGCAUUGUCGGUAAUCGAACAUCUAAUCAGACAAAUAAGGAAGAAGAUGAUGAAAAGGAUGAUGAAAAUGAUAAUAGUCGUCCUACUACAUGGUCAGAUGAUAGUGCCGAUACCAUAGAUAUAUCAAAUUUAUCACUAGACAGGAGUAACGUAAAUGGUCCUGCAUUUGACAACAAGAGUUAUGUGAAUUUCAUGCUUCGCAGGAAAUACGCAUCUAAAAAGAAUCAAAAUAUCGUACCUCAAGAUCUAGUUGAUUAUUUUGUAUCAAUGGCUGAGCCCGAAUUAUGCGAAGAAGGAGAAAUUCCGUAUCACUGUGCCUUCAGUUUUCCUGCGGUUGCGUUCACAUUAGGUAAAGCUAAUUGGCCUUAUUUGAGAAAAGCGUAUCAAUCGUUGGCAGGUGCAAAACAAUGGAAAGUUAGACGUACAUUAGCAUCUAGCAUUCAUGAAAUAGCCAUAAUACUAGGCGAAGAAAUUACUGCCAGUGAUCUCGUGCCUAUUUACGACGGCUUUAUUAAGGAUCUUGAUGAAGUUAGAAUCGGUGUUUUAAAGCAUUUAGCUACAUUUCUUAAAAUUCUUAAGCCUACCUAUCGUUGGCACUACUUACCGGGGUUACAUAAUUUUCUUGUCACCGAUAACGAAUGGAAUUGGAGGUUUAGAAAGGAAUUUGCCACUCAACUUCUCGAAGUGGUUACACUUUUCAAUGCUAACGACGUAGCUAAACACAUCGCACCAUUGUCUCUUAAAUUACUCGUCGAUAAAGUUGCUGCAGUUAGACAAAUUGCGCUUACACUGGUAACUCGAAUAGUCUCUCAUCUUUCUACCGAUGAACCUCUUGCCAUGGCACUUAUACAAGAACUCAAAGAAACACUUGCGAUGAAUACAAAUAAAUGGGUUCUCAGACAAACCUAUGCACUUCUUUGUGCUCAAUUAAUUGUCGGCGGUGCUAUUAGUGGAGAAAAAUUCACCAAGGAAAUGUUACCAAGUCUUUUAAAUUUAUCUUACGAUAACGUUCCGAAUGUAAGACUGGCCGUAGCUAGGACAUUAUCACAAAAUGUUAUUACUAUGGGUAUAGACUGGUUAGGUUCCGAAUAUGUAACCGUAGAAGGAAGACUUCAAAGAAUGCGAUCAGAUAUCGAUCGAGAUGUCAGAUUCUUAGCGGAAAUAGAAGAACAUCAUCUCGUCGUACCGGAUGUACAAAUGGAACAAGCUAGAAAUAUAGUAUUUUAAUAUUUUGUCGGUCUCUGUCGAUCUCUGUCGAUAAAUAUUUUCUUCAUGACUUAUAUUAUCGAGGGUAAAGAACAAGAAAAACUGUUAUAUACCAUACUCUGUUGAUUAUACGUGCCCAUUGGUUCUUCCCAUGCAAAAUAUCUUUCGAUCAAAAGAUAUUAGAAGAACUUUUUGAUUAAAUUCAAGAUAAACUGAUUGAAUCAUACUACUACUACUACUACUACGAAGAAGAAGAAGAAGAAGAAGAAGAAGAAGAACAUAAAAUGGGGGGAAAAAGACAUGCGGUCCCGUUUUCCGCAAUUUCAUUUGCAUCGCCACUGAGAAAUCAAGGGAAAAAAAAAUAAACGUAUGAAUGAUAUAAAAAAAAAGUAUGUAAAUGUGUGUGGAGCGCGUGAGAAUGUAUGCGCUUAACAUUGUGAUCAUUACUUUGUUUGUUUUUGUUUUUUUUUUUUUUAAUGUAUAAGAAUGGCUCCUCAGA
Polistes dominula (European paper wasp) is the source of this 4286-nucleotide messenger RNA. RefSeq names its product serine/threonine-protein phosphatase 4 regulatory subunit 1. Gene Ontology annotation, biological process: protein dephosphorylation. Gene Ontology annotation, cellular component: cytoplasm. The record is from RefSeq and is a predicted model, not a curated record. Lineage: Eukaryota; Metazoa; Arthropoda; Insecta; Hymenoptera; Vespidae. Gene Ontology annotation, molecular function: protein phosphatase regulator activity.